Fulvia fulva is the source of this 1677-nucleotide messenger RNA. RefSeq lists its product as uncharacterized. The transcript is spliced from 2 exons. Lineage: Eukaryota; Fungi; Ascomycota; Dothideomycetes; Mycosphaerellales; Mycosphaerellaceae. The record is from RefSeq and is a predicted model, not a curated record. The coding region runs from base 1 to 1677 and encodes 558 amino acids.
AUGGCAAGGCGUUCUAGACAGGUAGAGGCACUGGAUCUGGCGUCCCAUCGCGCAAGCGAGCUGUCCGAACAUAAGCCAUUGCCGAGACCACCACUACUCCGGGCCCACCUCCACCUCCAGCACAUCGACACCAAGCGCAAGGGUAAUCUGAUCUGGAGCGGAGCUGGAAAGUACAACAAUAGAAACAUUUUCGGCUUCAAACCCGUCACAUACAAAGGCGCGCCUCAUCUGUCUCUCUACAUCACAGGCGAGGACCUCAACGACGGACUCGACACGGACUCCGCCGUGGUCAUCCUGAACGACCAAUACGAAGAAGUAGCACGAUCCCAUGAUGGCUGGUACGAUCUGCAUGAGUUCAACGUCCUCGAGGCUACCGGUAGCCACACAGCCCUGGUCAGCACAAACAGAUGGCAAGGUCACAACGCAACGGAAAUAGGUCAGGGAGAGCGCGUUCUCGCGAACCCUGGCUUUCGCGAAAUUGAGCUGAGCUCGGGCAAGACGGUGUUCGAAUGGGACGCUUUGGCUGGCGGUGUAAGAGUUAACGAGAGCUACGAUGCUGCAGGACAGGUAGAGGACUAUGAUGGAGUCUGGGACUUCUUCCAUAUUAACGCAGUGGACAAGUUCGCGAAUGGCGAUUAUCUGGUGUCGGCGCGGCAUACCAGCACGAUAUAUAAAGUUUCUGGCACUUCUGGACAGGUCAUAUGGAGGCUUGGUGGGUACGCAUCGGACUUUGCCACAGAAGACGACGGCCUCGAGUUUGUGUGGCAACACCAUGCCCGGAUCUGGUCUGAUAAUGCUACGCAUACCCUGAUCUCCGUCUUCGAUAACCAUGGCGAUGAUGAGGGUCGUAACCGAGAGAUCCCCGAACAGACAUCGGCGGUGAAGUUCAUCUUGUUGGACACGGUUGGUAUGACGGCGGAGAUUGUUCGUCGUAUCGAUCGUCCGGAUGCAGGGACGUCACAUAAGCUCGGCAAUGUUCAGGUGCUCAGUGGAGAAGACGACGUUCGAACGGCAACGCUACUCAUCGAGUGGGGUCUCGAAGGAUACCUCAGCGAACACACCGCGACUGACCUGGUGAUGGAAGCCAAGUAUGUCUCAGAUCGGAUGUCAUCUUACCGUGGUUACAAGGCCGCAUGGGUGGGUCGGCCUAAGGAACUUCCAGCCUUAGCCAUUGCACCUAUGGCUACUUCCAAUGGUGUGGUGUCCACUUUCUACACCUCUUGCAAUGGUGCGACUGAGGUUGCUUCGUGGUCGUUCUAUGGUUGCGACACAGAAGAUAGACCUUGCAAAUGGCUUGGAAAUGCCACCAGGAGUGGCUUCGAGACUGCCUUCGUUGCGCCUAGUCUGGUCAGAUAUGGCUACGUUGAGGCUAUAGACAUCCACGGGACGGUCCUCCAGGGGUCCAGUCUGGCGAUGAUUCCUGAGACGGCACUCGCAAGCUAUGGUAUCGCUGCUGAUGCGAGCAUUAUGACAUCGCAAGAAUUGCAGGAGGAGGCGCAGGACGAAGAACUGACGACAGAUGAAGGCACGCUCACCAGUCUGCGCUACCACAUCAGCGUCUCGUCUGUGAUUGUCUACACACUUGCUCUGUUUGGCGGGAUCUCUUUGGUUCGCACGGCACUGCCCCUGGCGAGUCGCUGGCGGCAUGGCUACAAGCGUAUCGACAUAGACGAAUAG